AUGUUCCUCCCAUGGCUGGGAGCGUCUCUCCGCGGCCUGGCGAUGCGUCAGGCACCUACAUGUGGGGCACUAAUAUACACCAUGUUCAUUGCCAACGGCAACAUGAAUAAAUUAUUUCUUACCUCAUUUGCCAUAUUGAUUAUUGUAGAAAUGCGUUUGUGGUUGGAGAUCGUGAGGCUAGUCUGUGCGCGCUGGGAGUGCCGUGAACGGGUUAAGGUACCCCCCGGGAUGAAGAGCGAAGUGCAAACACUUUGGAGCAACGACGACGUGCCCAGCUUCGAAGUAUCGAAUUACGUUUAC
Molecule: messenger RNA, 300 nt
Organism: Iphiclides podalirius (scarce swallowtail)
Lineage: Eukaryota; Metazoa; Arthropoda; Insecta; Lepidoptera; Papilionidae
Source: the annotation of a GenBank genome assembly